AUGGGAAAAGCUUCCAAGGUAUUAGAGGCACCCUCUGGAAUGGAUGAGGCCGCACAAACUUCAGAAACCAAUCAUUGGCACCUGGCACACUCUGGGAAGGAAUCCAUCUCUGUCACUCUGCACGGUGCCAGCAACCUGCCAGCCACCCAGAAGGGCAACGUGCCAUGGCCCUAUGUCACUGUUAAAAGCAGCUCAGAUGUUGAGAAGAAAUGGGAAGCCCAGGGGGUGACUCAUGUGUCCUCUGAGCCUACGCACUCUCCGACCUGGGAGGAGAAGGUGACCAUGGAGAUUGAUGCAGAAGAUGCAGGCCAUGAAGCUGUGAUCCUGACUGUGGCCGACAAAAUCACCAAGGAGGUGCUAGUGAGCUACAAGAUUCCUGUGAGGUACCUCCGAUCGUUUCACCACUACCACUUGAGACUGGUGCUGCCGAGGAAGAAGGACCCCUUGGGGACAAGUCUGUAUGCUACGGUUGUUCGUAAAGGCAGCCUCAUCCCCCGUUAUGUUGGAAUGAAUUACACCGGCUUGGAGGUUUUCCUCCAGGGAAUGAAGAAUCCUCUAGCAGAUCCCCAAGGUCCUAUCGUAGCCAUUGCCAGAGUGGUGAACAACUUUAAUGCAUAUAGAAAAGCCAUGAAGAUGCGGCCCUCUGCCUCUCCUGCGAUUGAUUUAACCACCAUCACGUUUCCAGACCCCUCCAUGGUGGCGUUCGAUGUUCUCCGAGUCACCAACCAAGGAUAUCCCCAGGUCACCCAACCUGGUGGACCCCCAGAGAAACCAACCUGGAACUCCUCCUUCCUCUUCCAAGGCAGGGAUGGGGCCACCCUCUUCUCAGAUGAUACCAGCCUGGUGAUCGAAUACUAUCCGUACAAAACAAUGUCAGAAACAGAAGCUGAGAACAAGCCAAAGCCUUUGGGUUACUCUGUGUUGCCCCUAACCAACCGUGUGUAUCGGAGUCUUGUGGCAGAGAGCAACCGGAGUGGGGUUCGUGUAGAUGAUGUUCCAAUCCAGGGCACUAAUCUGAGAACCACAUCUGGUGCUGUUCCAACCGUUCAACUCUGCAUGCAGCUGAUCGGCUCAGAGAGACCGGAUAUGUUUCUCACCCCGUCCAACACUGACACCCUUCCCAUCCUGGAUCCCAAACUCCUGGGGAAGAUUGGGGCGAUCAGAGAGCCCUGGGCACAACCUUCCUCUCAUGUACCGUAUGCUUCCGUCAAAGGGGACAAAUCAAAGUUAGCAUUUCAGCCCCCGGAUGAGAUGGCCCCCAUUGAGCUCAAACGCAAGAAGUCCCAUGUCAAUCUGUUGUUGCUUAACCAAGAUAAUGACGUCUCCCUCCCGCCCCCUGAGGCUGUAGCUGAGAUUCUGCCAGAUAAGCAGAUGCUCCUAUAUGAAAAGGCAGCCGCCCCAGCAGACAGUGACGUGGAUGAUGCGGACAUGCUCAGAAGAACCCAGGAUGUCACCAGGUUCCAUCUGGAUCAGGAGCUAGAUAAUUACCGUACAGCCAUGAAGAAGAUGGCGGACGAUAUCCUGUCUCUGCGCAGGCAUGUUGCCAGCCUAGAGGCAGAGAACAGCACCCUGCGCUGCAACCUGAGCAUGCACGAGGAAGUGGGCCGCACACUGCUGAACGACGUGGACGUGGAUGUCAUGACCAAGGUGGAGAUAGUCGACAGGAUAGUGGCCCUCAAGCACAAACUGGCUGCUGGGACAGUGGAAAUGAGCAGGAUGAAGGACCGGGUGCAACAGCUGCAAAAUGAGCUGAUCCGGAAGAACGACCGGGAGAAGGACCUGGUGAUGCUGCAACGAGCCCAUCAGCAACAGCAGACGGUGCUGAGGAAGUACCACAAGAAAAUCACCAAGAUGAAAGCCCUGGAGGAUACUGUACGGCAGCAGGAGAGGGUGAUUGAGAAGAUGGAGCGCAUGCUGGAGGAGAAGGUGCCAGAGGCUGCUAGGACCUCUGAUAGCUUCUCCAAGGAGUUCUACUCCACCCUGCUAGCUGAGAACAUGAGACUGCGGGAGGAGCUGGGCAGAGCCCACUACCGCUCUUCCCCCAUCAUCCUGCAGCAGCAAGCCUUGCCGGACAUAUUCUCCACCAACUCAGAGAAGCUGUCUUUGCUGGCCAAGGUGGAGAAGGCGCAAGGACGCAUUCGUGUCCUGGAAAGCCAGCUGGAGGAGUCUGCGAGGAAAUGGGGGCGGGAGAAGCAGGACCUCAGCACCCGGCUCCUGGAGCAAGAGCACGGCUUUGGGCGCUCAUCCAGCACCAUCCUGCAUGAUUUCUCACUGAAAACUUCACCAGACCCCACAACACAUAUCAAGAGGCACCAAACGCUUGAUCCUCUGCCCUAG
This is a messenger RNA of Terrapene triunguis (Three-toed box turtle), 2337 nucleotides long. RefSeq names its product coiled-coil domain containing 33 (gene CCDC33). The record is from RefSeq and is a predicted model, not a curated record. Bases 1 to 2337 code for a protein of 778 amino acids. Gene Ontology annotation, cellular component: peroxisome. The transcript is spliced from 22 exons. Lineage: Eukaryota; Metazoa; Chordata; Testudines; Emydidae.